Vespula vulgaris is the source of this 4124-nucleotide messenger RNA. RefSeq names its product BTB/POZ domain-containing adapter for CUL3-mediated RhoA degradation protein 3. The record is from RefSeq and is a predicted model, not a curated record. Gene Ontology annotation, molecular function: protein binding. Gene Ontology annotation, biological process: protein homooligomerization. The transcript is spliced from 4 exons. Lineage: Eukaryota; Metazoa; Arthropoda; Insecta; Hymenoptera; Vespidae. The coding region runs from base 611 to 1489 and encodes 292 amino acids.
GCAAAAUGGGGGUACGGUAGGAUGCAUUCUUUCGUGUCGAAUCGCGCGAAGAACCUGUGUUAUUCGUAAUAUCUGCGUUAAUAAUAAGAAUCAUUUACGACUACGAUGAGGUUAUUCGAGGCUACUUAAAAGGGGACAAUUAUCUAAUAAUUAUUAGUUCGUUCGUCGUUCGAAAAAGUAAAAAAUUAAAAAUUAAAAAAGAGGAAAAGUAAAAGGGGAAAAAGAGAAGAAGAAGAAGAAGAAGAAGAAGAAGAAGAAGAAGAAGAAGAAGAAAGAAAGAAAAAAAAGGAAAGAAGAAAAAAUUCGAUCGAGUGCGUCGAGUGCCUAACUUCGUGUCGUCGUUGUCGUUGUCGUCGUCGUCGUCGUCGUCGUCGUCGUCGUCGUCGUCGUCGUCGUUGUACGGUGGAUUUGACACUUUGAAAAAAAAAAAGAGAGAGAAAAAGGAAAACGAUAAAAGGAAGAAAAAAAGAAAGAUAGAAGAACUCGCUAUAUCACACUUUAUCCCCCCUCUUUUACAUUUCUUUAUAUUCGUCUUAUUUAACUUAUUCUCGGGGAUAUACGUUUUUCGAUUAAUUAAUUAAACGUUUUUGGAGUUGUGUCGAAGCUCGUUAUGUCUGGAAAUCAUAAGACGGUGAUUAAGUGUCCUUCGGAGUACGUCAAGUUGAAUAUCGGUGGUUCGUUACAUUAUACGACUUUGGGCACAUUGCAAAAACAUGACACGAUGUUACGCGCCAUGUUCAGUGGUCGUAUGGAGGUUCUUACCGACUCCGAAGGAUGGAUAUUAAUUGAUCGGUGCGGAAAACAUUUUGGUACAAUUUUGAAUUUCCUAAGAGACGGCUCUGUACCAUUGCCAGAAAGCGCGAAAGAGAUGGCUGAACUUUUGGCAGAAGCUAAAUACUAUUGUAUCAGUGAAUUAGCUGAAUCGUGCGAGCAGGCACUUCUUAGGAAAGAACGCGAAGCAGAUUCUAUUUGUACCGUCUCAUUAAUUACGUCUCAAAGAGAAGAACAACUUCUUAUAAGUAAUACUGCUAAGCCAGUAGUAAAACUUAUUAUAAAUAGGCACAAUAACAAAUAUUCAUAUACAAGUACAUCAGACGACAAUCUAUUAAAAAAUAUAGAAUUAUUUGAUAAAAUGUCUCUUAGAUUUAAUGGUAGGGUGCUAUUUAUCAAGGAUGUAAUUGGUUCGAGUGAAAUUUGCUGUUGGACAUUUUAUGGUCACGGUCGUAAAGUAGCUGAAGUAUGCUGCCAUUCAAUUGUAUAUACAACCGAUAAAAAACAUACAAAGGUUGAAUUUCCAGAAGCUCGCAUUUAUGAGGAAAUGUUAAAUAUUUUAUUAUACGAGCAUCGUAAUGGACCCGAUCAAGAAUUAAUGCAAGCAACGUCUUCUCGCGGUGCUGUAGGUGGUGCGCCACCUUGUACAUCCGACGAAGAAGAGGGUGAGCGUUCCGGUUUGGCUCGCCUUCGCUCCAACAAACAAAAUACCAACUGACCCAACCUUACCAUCCUUAACCCGCAAUAUCCAGCAAUCUGUACAAUUUUUAAUGUUGUUCGCUCUCUUAAAAGUCGGAGUAAUACAAGAUAGGAUAUAUAUUAGUAAAAGGACAGGAGAUGCAACAUAUGCAUACACUAAAAAAUUCAAUGUUAUAUGCCCUUGCUCCUCUUUCUCUAUCUCUUUUUUUCACAUACAAAAAUACGUAAACUAUAAUGCUAAACUCUCAACAAAAUGACAAUCUGUAAUGUCAUUGAAUUUUACAUUGCAAUAGUAUCUUUUUUUUUUGUUGUUGUUGUAACGGUGUAUCUUAAUUCCUCACGUGUCUAGAAUAGUAUUUAAAUCGAUGUCAAAGCAGAAUGACAAACUCAUAUUUAGAUAUAUUCUACCUGUUUAUCACUAAAGUAAAAAUGGAUUACAUUUUUUCAGACUUCUAUUAUAAGAAAUAAUGAUACAUAUAAAUAUAUAUAUAAUAUAUAUAUAUAUAUAUAUAUAUAUAUAUAUUAUAUAUAUAUAUAUAAACAUAUAUAUAAAAAAUAUAUAUACAUACAGGAGAUUAGAUAUCUAAGUACUUUUUAUGUGCCAAACAUUAUAUUACAAGUCUAAAUUGUCAUUCUGCAAUGAAUGGAAUUACUAAAUUAUAAUGCAUUUUAUAUCAUAUUAGAAUUGCACUGUUACCUCUGUUAUGAGUAUUAGAUAUACUGUUAUUAUUAUUACUUUUAUUUCUAUUAUUAUUAUUACUAUUAUUAUUAUUACUAUUAUUAUUAUUAUUAUUAUUAUUAUUAUUAUUAUUAUUAUUACUACUACAAUCAUCAUCGUCAUUUAUUGCUAUUACCACCAUCCCUGCAACUACUUUUCAAUUAGUAUUACUACUUUAUUAAUAUUAUUAUCAUCAUUAUCAUCAUCAUCAUCAUCAUCAUUAUCGUUGCUUUCAAUGACUUUGUCAUCUUCAUUAUCAUUAUGAUUUAUUUUUUGGUAUUAUGAUUAUUAUUAUUUUAUUAUCAUCACUGUCAUCAUCGUUGAAUUUACUGAUAACUUACAUAUGCAAAUGGAUUGUUAAUUUCUCUUGCAUAAGGGAAUUUAUCAAAUGAAAUCCAUAUAUUUUCUAAUAUUUGUGAUAGAAACAAUUUAAUUAUGUCGCAAUUGUUGAAAAUAAUGAAUUUUAUCUCUUUACUAAUAUGUAUUAUAUUCUUCAACAUUGACGAGGUGCUUUUUUAAGUUUAUCCAUGCUAUGCUAUAAUUAUUUCAAUACGAUUUAAAAUAAUUGAAUGUUAAUUUCGCGUAUUUAUCGACUUAUUUUCCGCACGAGCAAUUUGUAGAUUAUAUAAUUUAACACAUUUAUGUUUUAUAACUUAAUAAUUGUAUGUUCCUUUUUUUUUUAUUUAACGAUGGAAUAUCCGGCCUAUUAGCUUUAAUAAUUUUUUAACAACUUGUUUCAAUUGAAUAAUUUAUUUUUUUUUUUUUUUAAAUUGAAAAUUUUUUAAAUAGAAUUCAAUAGAUUUAGAUUUGGUAGUAUUUAUGGAUGUAUUUGAUUAACAGCAGCAUCAUGCCUCUCUUAAACUAUGUUUACAUAUAUUUUAUUAUUUCUGAUCUUAUAACAUACAUUUUUAAUACUUUUGAUCUAUUAAUUAUAUAUAUAUAAUUUAAUGAAUGAAAAAUUUUGCUAGACUUCAUUAGGAUGGGAAGCAUGAAGUUUUCUUUUUUUAUAUAUAUAUAUUUUCUUUUUAUUUUGAGUGCCUAUAUGUUUGAAGAAAGUAUCAGGAUCGUUGAUUAUAAAAAAAAAGACUGCAAACAAUAAUUUUUAGACUGCUUGAAUAAAGCAAAGUUGUAAAUCUUAUUUGAAUUCAACAAUAAUUAACUAUUAAGUGCUUUCCUUCUUUUUAUUAGGUCGUUGCAUAAUUUCUUUGUCCUUGUUAUUAAUUAAAUAUACGUACUUUUUCUUUCAAAAUUGUAGAUUUCUAAAUUUUAUCAACUAAAAAAAAAAAAAAAAAAAAAAAAAAAAAAAAAAAAAAAAAAAAAAAGAUGAAAUUAUGCAGCUAUCUAAUAGAAAAAUUUUAUGCAAGCUUUAUACAAGACUGUAGUAAUGACAAAGCAAAAAAUAUCGACUGUAUUAAAUCGUUUUAUAGAAUUAUCUUAUUUUGUGGUAUAAAAAAUUGAUGCAAUGUCAUUAAAAGUAUUUGAAAAAUAUUAAUAUAUAUAUUAUCAUUAUUACUAGUUAAUUUUAUUAUUAUAUAAAUAUAACAACAUAAUAACUAUUCUUCAAAGAAUAUAAUUAAAUAGAAAAUAUAUAAGAUUAAAAAAAAAAAAAAAAAAAAAAGAAAGAAAAAAAAUGGUAAAAAACUGAUUUUAAGUUCCUAUAAUCUUGCAUUGUGCAGAGUUAUAAAUAUUAGAUAUUUAGAUAAAUGUAUAAAAAAAAUAUUUGAUCCUUCUUAUUACUACAGUUGAUAGUAUAUUGCUGUUAGUUUGAAUGAUGUAUAGUAUGGACAUAUUAUAAUUUAACCCUUUUCUACUCUGAUGUAAUUUAUGAGACUGCAACAUCUAAUUAUGACACACACACACACACACACACACACACACACACACACACACACACACACACACACACACACACACACACACACACACACACACAAAA